Messenger RNA from Equus quagga, 3262 nucleotides. It is a transcript of the gene MTHFD2L, whose product is annotated as methylenetetrahydrofolate dehydrogenase (NADP+ dependent) 2 like. Gene Ontology annotation, biological process: tetrahydrofolate interconversion. The coding region runs from base 900 to 1769 and encodes 289 amino acids. The record is from RefSeq and is a predicted model, not a curated record. Gene Ontology annotation, cellular component: mitochondrion. The transcript has 9 exons. Lineage: Eukaryota; Metazoa; Chordata; Mammalia; Perissodactyla; Equidae. Gene Ontology annotation, molecular function: methylenetetrahydrofolate dehydrogenase (NADP+) activity; methylenetetrahydrofolate dehydrogenase (NAD+) activity; methenyltetrahydrofolate cyclohydrolase activity.
UAGUUCUUAAUAGUGAAUGUAAUUUAAAUCUGACAUCAUUCCUAUUGACUUGAAAUUUGAACCUUAGUGUUAUUCUUGGUGAAAAUUGCCUUUGAUUUGAUAAAUUCCCUCAUGAUAUUAACUCUUUUAAAUUAACAGAUUUAUUGCCGGUUUCUGAGCGAUAUAGAACUUAAAUGAAAAAUGAAAAAUUAUUUUUCAUUAUCUUUUCAUAUUUUUGAUUAGUCAGAUACCUAACAAUUGAACAUAUAUAUACUUUUUUAGUGGAGGAGUGCUUUUUUUUAAUAAGUGGAAUUUCAGGAAAUAAUGUUUAACGGAAUUUGAAAGUUACAAAAUCUUGAAGUAUCAUUUAAAGUUUUUCUUUCAGUGGUUUUCCCUUUAAAAUUUGCAGUGAGUUUUUUUUGUAUUUACUCGUGAGAAAUUAGAUCUUAUUAAUUGGAAGAAACUAUAUUUAAUGUCGGAGAAAUAAAUAAGCCCUUCUAUUUGUUGCAGCUUAUUGUUUCUUAAAAUGAAUUAUCUAAACAGCCAAAAAGUUAAAAAUAAAAAAUUCUUGGUGAUUAAAUUUUUCCUGUUUUGCCUUUCUGUGUAAGAAUGUCCUUGCGUUGUAAACAUCACACCAGUCUUUGGUCCAGUGCUUUUCAGUGUAUGGAGCUGGGCAGCAGCCUAUCCCAUUUGGAGGGCAGGUUACAGACCUUGUACGUUAAUGUCAUGCUCAAAGCAGAUUUGCAAGGAUCCUACAACAGAUGCUUUGAAGUUAUGUUAUCCUUUCAUGUUACUACCCUGAUGGGAUGAUAAAAACAGCAGGAAAAAAAAAACACCAGAUGAUCUUCCAUGGUCACACACUCAUGGAAUUCCAUGGAGCUCACUGAAGACAUGAUGCCAUUAUUAUCUCAGGAACUGAAAUGGCCAAACAAAUCCAGAAAGAAAUCCAGCGAGGUGUGGAGUCAUGGAUUUCCCUUGGGAACAGAAGACCUCACCUCAGUAUCAUUUUAGUGGGUGAUAACCCAGCAAGUCACACUUAUGUCAGAAGGAAGAUCAGAGCCGCCUCUGCUGUAGGUAUCUGUAGUGAGAUCAUUCUAAAACCUAAGGAUGUUUCUCAGGAAGAACUUUUGGAUAUAACUGAUCAGUUGAACAUGGACCCGAGAGUCAGUGGUAUAUUAGUUCAGUUGCCACUGCCAGACCAUGUGGAUGAGCGAACGGUAUGCAAUGGCAUUGCCCCUGAAAAAGAUGUUGAUGGGUUUCAUAUUAUCAAUAUUGGAAGACUGUGCCUUGACCAGCAUUCUCUCAUGCCCGCCACUGCCAGUGCUGUCUGGGAAAUAAUCAAACGAGCAGGAAUUGAAACAUUUGGGAAAAAUGUGGUUGUGGCUGGAAGAUCGAAGAAUGUAGGGAUGCCCAUUGCCAUGCUUUUACACACUGAUGGAGAACACGAACGGCCAGGAGGUGAUGCAACUGUGACAAUAGCUCACAGAUAUACCCCCAAAGAACAAUUGAAGAUCCAUACACAGCUGGCAGAUGUUAUCAUAGUAGCUGCAGGUAUUCCAAAGUUGAUUACAUCUGAUAUGGUUAAAGAAGGUGCUGCUGUAAUUGACGUGGGUAUCAACUAUAUCCACGACCCAGUGACAGGAAAGACAAAAUUAGUUGGAGAUGUGGACUUUGAAGCCGUUAAGAGGAAGGCUGGUUUUAUCACUCCAGUUCCAGGAGGCGUCGGACCCGUGACCGUGGCAAUGCUUCUGAAGAACACCCUUCUGGCAGCUAAAAAAAUCCUUUACUAGAUCACGUGAGAGAACAAAGCAAACUGAAGUCAUGCUAUUUAUUUAUUUUGGCAAAGGGCAAAAACCUUUAUAUUUUACUAGAAAGCUAUUUAUUUCUACAUUGUAUUUAUUUUUUCAUGGAUGGAAUCAUUGUGGAUCAGAUGAUUCACACAACUUUAUGCAUUUCCUGCUAACAGUUUUUCAGUUUUAGGAAAAAAAUCAAAACAAUUCCAGUGAAAACUUUGGUAACAAUUAUUUUGUGGAUGAUAUUUGUUCAUAAAUGUUAAAACAAUAAAGGGCUCAUAAUAAAUGAAUAUAUUUUUGAACCAAUUAAACAUCACGUACAGUAUGUUUUCAACAAAUGUUUUGUCAGCCAAAUGAGCACCCAUGUAAAAUGUAAUUUAGGUUUUGCUACGAGCAUGCUCAAUUUUUAUAUAUUUUAUGUUCUAUAUCAUAUGCUAAAAAAGAGCUUACUUGCUAAAAGAAAGAUAAAAUAUUAAAAAUAAAAUCUUGACCUCAUAUAUUUCCCAAAUGCAUCCUACGGGCCAUCCUGAUGAGAAAUGAUGCUCUAUUCAAGGAAAGAAAAACAUACAGGGGAGACAAAACCUGCAGUGCCACUUGGAAAUGGUGACAUCAAAUUCUGGCUGACUGCUUGCUACAGUAAAAACGUAAUAAGAAUAUGUUAGGCUUACAUGUAAUUUCUGUGUUCUUCUAGAAAAAUAUUUGAACAAUACCUUCCUUGAGGAAUAAUAGAAAAUCCAAACACAAGCAAAACAAACUAAGGUUGUGUUUUCCUACAAAUAUCAGAAAAAUAUGAUAUAGUAUGAGCAAGUACUUCAUUAAAGAACACAUGUUGGGGCUGACCCCAUGGUGUAGUGGUUAAGUGUGGCACACUUUACAUUGGUGGCUCAGGUUCCUGGGUUCAGAUCCUGGGCAUGGACCUGUACCACUCGCCAGCCAUGCUGUGGUGGCAACCUACAUAUAAAGCGAAGGAAGAUUGGCACAGAUGUUAGCUCAGGGCAGAUCUUCCUCAAACAAAAAAAUAAAGAAAGGGAAGAUUGGUAACAGAUGGUAGCUCAGGGCUAAUCUUCCUCAGCAAAAAAAAGAAAAGAGAAAGAACAGAUGUUAUGUUUGUUCACAAAUUCAGAAAUCUAAUAGAAAAAUAUGACACAAUGUGCCAAAGCUAAACCUUAGGGUAUGACUAAAAAUCCACUGCUUUGUUGCCCACAGUUCUCUCUUCUGUUAUGGCAUUGGGUUCCCAAAGUAGAUGCCCUGUUUCUCACACAAGUUAAAUCAGGAAAUACAUGUGAGUGCCAGUUGAAGGCUAUUUUGAGACUACCCUAGGCACAUAAUUGUAUUGUUUUCAUGCCCAAAUCCCAGUGUGUUUAUUACCAGUAAUGAUUCUCACCCAAUGCAUGUCUGUAUCAGUGUGUACUCUUGAUAAUUUGUGUGAAAAUAGACUACUGUUUAUAAUUAAUAAUAUUUCAACUGCAUAAUAAAAGCAAUUUGAAGAA